Messenger RNA from Calypte anna (Anna's hummingbird), 3287 nucleotides. RefSeq names its product RAD17 checkpoint clamp loader component (gene RAD17). Lineage: Eukaryota; Metazoa; Chordata; Aves; Apodiformes; Trochilidae. The record is from RefSeq and is a predicted model, not a curated record. The transcript has 16 exons. Gene Ontology annotation, molecular function: DNA clamp loader activity; chromatin binding. Gene Ontology annotation, cellular component: nucleus; Rad17 RFC-like complex. Gene Ontology annotation, biological process: mitotic DNA replication checkpoint signaling; DNA damage checkpoint signaling; DNA repair. The coding region runs from base 165 to 2237 and encodes 690 amino acids.
CCUUGAGGAGUUCGGCGGUUCGGUGUGAGGGGGGUUCGGCCCGGCCCGGUCCGGCCAGGUUUGGUCGUUUCACGGGAUCCCGCUCGGCUGCUGCCUCGGCGCCCGCCGCUCCGCCAGCGGGUUCUCCCCUCAGGCCCAGCGGAUGGGCCCGGGCCGGGCUGAGGAUGUCUGGGAGCUCCUCGGGAAGGCCGGGGGCGCCGGCAGAGGUAACAGAUUGGUUGGCACGUUCAUUUGAUGACUUCUUUGGGAACACAAAUAUUUCUUCUAGUGCCAUACCUGUGAAGCCCCUAGAAGGCAACUCUGGAAGGAAGCAGAAGAAGAAGGACCUGCAUUUUGUGCCAGAAAGCAGAAAAACCAAAGUUCUGCCUAGGAAAAGAGCAAAGUCAUCUUCAGUGGAUCAGUCUUGCAACAAGUCCAAGAACUGGAGCCAGUCUGAUGAUGAGCCAUGGGUAGACAGAUACAAACCUGAAACUCAGAGUGACCUUGCUGUGCAAAAGAAGAAGAUUGAAGAAGUUGAAACCUGGUUAAAAAUGCACAUAUUUCAGAGACAGCCAAAGCAGGGUCACCCAGUUUUACUGCUCACUGGGCCUCCUGGUUGUGGGAAAACUGCAACUAUUCAAAUAUUAGCAAAAGAUCUUGGUGUCCAGGUGCAAGAAUGGACCAAUCCAAUAUCUGUAGACUUUACAAAAGAAGAUUUAAGAAACACAUUUGGCCAUUGCUCAGAUCUUCAUUCAUUUCCAAGUCAGGCCCAAGCAACUCUCUUUCAAGAUUUUCUAUUAAGAGCAAAUAAGUAUAACAAACUUCAGAUGCUUGGGGAGUCCUCAGAAAAUGAUAAAAAACUUAUUCUUGUUGAAGACAUACCUAACCAAUUCUAUCGAGACCCUAGCAGUCUACAUGAAAUCCUCAGGAGAUUUGUUAGAACAAGUAGAUGUCCUCUUGUAUUUAUCAUCUCAGAUAACUUCAGUGGAGACAGCAACCAGAGGCUGCUGUUCCCAAAGGAAAUUCUAGAGGAGUUGUGUAUAUCCCAUAUUAGUUUCAAGCCUGUUGCACCAACAAGUAUGAUGAAAGUUCUUAAUCGAAUAGCUGCAACAGAAGCUAGUAUGAACAGAGAAAAGAACUCUCCUCUUGAUAGAAAUUCUCUGGAGCUGCUUUGCAGAGGUUGUUCAGGUGAUAUAAGAAGUGCAAUAAACAGUCUUCAGUUUUAUUCUAUGAAAGACUGUUCAUUAGAGAAGGAAUUUUGGUCAAGGAAAAACAGGAACUCCACACUAAAAUGUGAAGGAGCAGAAGUCUCUAAAGUAAGAAAGAAAAGUAAAUCUGACACUUCAGAAGACCAGGAGAUACAAGCUAUUGGUGGCAAAGAUGCUUCCAUCUUUCUUUUCCAUGCUCUGGGGAAAAUACUUUACUGCAAAAGAGAACCAGUGUCAGAAUCAGAGUUUCCACAGCUGCCUGCUCACUUAUCAGAAUACCGCCGAGACACCUUGCUUAUUCAGCCUGAGGAUAUUGUGGAAAAAUCGCAUAUGCCUGGAAGCAUGUUUAAUUUAUACCUUCACCAGAACUAUGUAGACUUUUUUUCUGAUAUAGAUGAUGUAGUGAGAGCCAGUGAAUAUUUGAGUGCUGCUGAUGUCCUUUGUAGUAACUGGAGCACACGGCUUGUGAUGGAUAAAUACAGCACAUCUGUGGCUACCAGGGGGGUCAUACAUUCAAAUACAUCCAGAGCCUUUGCCCACCACCAAGGAGGGAUGGGGUUCCGGCCUUUACAUAAACCCCAGUGGUUCUUUAUCAGUAAAAAGUAUCAAGAAAACUGCCUUGCUGCAAAAUCUCUCUUUUCAAGCUUCUGUUUACCACCAGAGUGUCUUCAGACAGAGCUAUUGCCUUAUCUUGCUAUGUUAGCAAAUCCAAUGAGAAACCAAGCUCAGAUUGCUUUUAUCCAAGAUGUUGGAAGGCUACCACUGAAAAGACAUUUUGGGAGGUUAAAGCUUGAAACACUUACUGACAAAGAUCCUGGGAUACCAGACUUAUUUGAUACCUUGGAGGGGGACCAUGCCAAUGCCUGUGCUAUGGAGAUGACUGCACAGAUGGAGAAAAACAAAAUGAGUGAGAAUGAAUCAGAUGGAUUCCCUCUGUCUUCGAGCCAGUGCAGUGGAAGUGAGCUGCCUUGCAGCCAGCCUCAGCCUGUUGCAGCUCAAGCAAUCAUGGAGGAAGAUGAAUUAAAAAUAGAGGAAUAUGACAGCGACUGAGUUGAGCAAAAUAUCAGCCCCUGACUUGCCUAACUGGAUUAAUCUGGUACAAGGGCAAGAGUCUGGACUGCACAGAAAUAAAGUUUGAGCUGCUCUGGUGGGUGAGGAGGCCAAGUCUACACAUGCUGUGUCAGAACCGGGACAACUCUUCUCAGCUUUCUCAUAAAGUCACAGGAUCAGACCUGAGCUGAAUGCUAAAUUGCAAGCUAUUCCCUGCCUCUCCUGAGCCAUGAAACAAUCUAUAUUGAUAAAAAGAGAAUAACAAAUGAAUUAAAUUAGUUUGAAAGAGACACUAGAUAAGCAGCUUCACUCUUAACUUAUUUUUAUUUUUUACACAUUUUAAUUUACUUUGCGGUUGUACAGUGUGUUUCCUGAGUACAUAUUUCUUGAGUUUGUUAGGAUUUGAAGGUCUUACUAAAAUUCAUACCUUCAAAAAAAAAGCUGGAAGCUUGACCCUUCUGGAAGAAGAGACUGAACUUUAAAUGUAGAAAGUUUGAUUACCUAUACUGAUGAUGUCAAUAAAACUACUGUACUAAUACUGUUUUGUACUCAGCCACAGAUUUUUAUGUAAGUUGAACAUACGUUGUACAACAUACUAUUUUGAAUUCCUUUUUGAAAGAUAUUUUCUUAACUUAUGGAGAUGGAGGGGAUAAUACAACAAUCAAGCAUAAAUCCUUUUUGUCCUUUGUGUUCUGCAGGAAGUUAAUGGUGUAGUGUGCAUUUUUUUUCUUCUUAAGCUGCAGUUAUGUUGGGGGGGGGGAGAAUGAUCUUGUGUUUGGCAGUGGACACACCAGAAGUGUUGUGGUGUCUGAACAGACUGCUCCAUACUUCAGUGUUUCUCUGAACUGGGAUUGGUCCAUGCAAAUGAAGAUGUUGCUGUAGGUAGAGAUACCACAGAUAUAAGAAAAAAAAUGAAACCUUAAGAGUGUGUGUAAUUUAUGUUUGCAUUUGUGUUGCUUACAUCCAAAGUUUAGCAGAAGAAAAUACAUGCAUAUCCAUUAUAACCUUGGAAUUAAUGCUGCUAUUAAAAAGUUCAUUUUUGUCUUAUGG